Molecule: messenger RNA, 404 nt
Organism: Acaulospora morrowiae
Lineage: Eukaryota; Fungi; Glomeromycota; Glomeromycetes; Diversisporales; Acaulosporaceae
Source: the annotation of a GenBank genome assembly
UUCACGAAUUAGUCAUGGUGGUCGUAUCAAAAAAGAUUCGAAUGUAUCUAUUCGUCAUGCAAAUGCUUCAACUGCCAUUGAUCGCGUUGGGUAGAUUGCCAGUGAUAAGAGAGAAGUGGUGGUUAGGGAACGCGUUCUUUUGGUUUUCACUAUUUGUGGGAUUGCCAAUGUUGGGAAUUUUCCCGCUCAAAUUUCAAGUCCUCGAGAAAUCUAACGAGAAACCCAUUUUCGGAUUUCAUGAUUACCCGUUGGAGCUCAACUUUUAUAAAACGAUUUUUGCAUCCCAACUCAUGGGAGAACGUGAAUCACUAUAUGUAUACACGACUGUUUUAGGAGGCGACGGCGAUCUUUCCAUUCGUAUGAAAGGCUCGGUUGCAUAUCAUCAAAAACCUAGUUAUUUAUAA